UUCUUGUGUUUCUUACCUUUUUUUAAGAUUAUACACAUUUCCUGUUGCAUGAACAUAGAAUAAACCCGCCUUCCUGUUGAUUUUCUCUGUAAUUCAUCCGAUUGUUUUCAUUUUUUCUGGCAUUACAUGUUUGGCAUGCUGCGAUCAUCACCAGACUUCUGCCUUUAUAUAUUCUUUUUAUCCUGUUUUUGGAAGAGUACAAACACUGUAUACACUAUUUGCUGAGGGCACAGCAGGUUUGAAGCCCACUGUUCCAACAUGGAGCACUCAGAUUUCACGACCCACAAGAACGGACGGCAGAGGAAGGUUGCGGUCAUGGACACUGGAGGGACGAGCUCCUCUGAACCAGACGUAGAAGACGAUACGGAGAGUCUUAUUAAAGUGUUGAACUUUGAGGACAGGAGGCACAGAAACCGGCCUGGGAUCCGGGGCCAGUUGGGGAACGUUGCGCUUCUUCUGUUUCUAUACGUCCUACAGGGGAUUCCUCUGGGACUGGCUGGUAGCAUCCCUCUGAUCUUACAGAGUAAGAGCGUCAGCUACAAAGACCAAGCCUUCUUCAGCUUUGUCUUCUGGCCUUUUAGUCUCAAGCUCCUCUGGGCCCCACUGGUGGACGCUCUCUACUUCAGCAGGUUUGGUAGAAGAAAGUCAUGGCUGGUGCCCACACAGUACCUGCUAGGCCUCUUCAUGCUCUACCUUUCUGUGACGGUCAAUUCACUGAUGCAAAGUGAGGGAGGACCGAAGGUGUUAACACUCACUGCAGUUUUCUUUAUGCUUGCCUUUCUGGCAGCCACACAGGACAUAGCUGUGGAUGGCUGGGCUCUGACUAUGUUAUCCAGAGAGAAUGUGGGAUAUGCUUCUACAUGCAACUCUGUGGGCCAGACAGCUGGAUACUUCCUGGGAAAUGUGCUCUUUCUGGCUCUGGAGUCUGCAGAUUUCUGCAACAAGUACCUCAGAGUAGAGCCCCAGGACACGGGCAUCGUCACCUUGUCAGAGUUCUUGUUUUUUUGGGGAAUUGUGUUCCUGAUUUCUACGACUUUGGUAGCCGUCAUGAAAAGGGAAAAUGAGCACGUCAAAGGAAAGCAGAGAGUCCAUAAGGAGACACAGGGCGUCAUGGAAACCUACAAGCUGCUGUUCUCCAUCAUCAAGAUGCCCACAGUCUUCACCUUUUGUUCACUGCUUCUCACGGCUAAAAUUGGCUUCUCGGCAGCAGAUGCAGUGACGGGCCUGAAGCUGAUGGAGGCUGGAGUUCCCAAGGAGCAGCUGGCACUGCUGGCAGUGCCCAUGGUGCCUCUGCAGAUCCUACUACCCGUGAUCAUCAGCAAAUACACGGCAGGGCCUAGACCUCUGGAUAUCUUCUACAAGGCCUUCCCUUUUAGGUUGCUCAUAGGACUGGGUUACGCUCUGCUGGUGUGGUGGACGCCCAGUUUAAAACAUGAAGGAGCGUUCCCUGUUUACUACUACGCCAUAGUGCUGCUUAGCUACGCAUUGCAUCAGGUGGCGUUAUACAGCAUGUACGUGGCCUGCAUGGCCUUCCAUGCCAAAGUGAGCGACCCCCUCAUCGGCGGGACCUACAUGACCCUGCUGAACACGGUCACUAACCUCGGUGGAAACUGGCCCUCCACGCUGGCUCUGUGGAUGGUGGAUCCGCUGACCUUUAAGGAGUGUCAGGGGGCCGUCGGGCAGAGCUGUGGCUCUCCAGAGGGGGCAGGGCUUUGCGUCAAGGAGGGCGGUGUUUGCGUGACUACGCUGGACGGCUACUACGUGGAGUCAGUGGUGUGUGUCGUCAUUGGGUUGGCCUGGUGGGUGUGGUUUGGGAAGAAGAUGAGGCGCCUGCAGGAUCAGAAGCCCGCUGCCUGGAAGUGCAGAGCUAUUCGGUGAUGACACUUUCAUCAGAACCACAGACUUUUUAUUUUAUUUUUCUUCAAGCACCUCUGCAUACUCCGCUGAAUGGUGGACAUCCUGUUAUUCCAUUUAGUCCAGCUGGUCAUGCUCGUCAUGCUCUAGCUGCUGCGUCAAGCAAACACACACACAUUCUCAACUCUGUCCCCUUGAGGUACAUACAUCUGAUAAAGGACACCAGUGGAGGUAAAAAAGUCUGUGUCAUCGUUACUCGUGUGCCCUGAAAACUGAAACAACCGGUCAUACUAGUUUAGAACUUCUUCUUUUUUUUCUUUCUGAAAGCAUAUUCUGUUCCUUGGAACAGCUUAACCAAACAAGAGCUGGCUCAAAGAAUAUGUUACAAUAACUUUAUGUGUGUGUUUUCCCUUGUUUAGAUUGCCAGUUUGUUGAGUUUACUAUGUGGGAAGUAAAAGUUCAGUUGUUCUGUGCAGUUUUUGCCUUUUGCCCCAAAUAGGAGCAAAAAUAACUUCUGGAACCAACAAGUAAACUCAGCACUUCAGACUGCUGUUAACCUUCCUGGCCAGUCACCAUUGAAUCUAUAUGAACAGGAUACUAGAGGUAAAAGUGAAGAGUCUGGCUGGCUAAACCCAGUAUGAAGACUAUCUUUGAUUGCUGCUUGACUCAGAACUGAACUGAACUGAACCAAACCAAACCAAUGUUUUUUUUUUAAAUCAUUAUUUAAAUAUAUUUUUCUUCCUCCUGUGAUUUGUGCCUUGUUUGGUGUUUCAAAGUCUUUCAAAACCAUCAUAGCUUGAGUUAAAUAAGUUGUUUUCUGGUAAUGUACUGUAGUUUGGUAUCAGUUUUUAUUACAGCAGUUCCUCUCUUUAUACUCUGACGCUGAGCACACAUUCCUCUUGAAGAACUUUAUUAUUAUUAUUACCAAUAUCAUUAAUGGUUAAAUGAACUGAAAUGUCUGAAAUAUUAAAUGCCUUUCUUGGAGCAAUCGUUCCUUAAAACGGAUCAGUUGUAUCCAUUAUAGGGCCAAAUCAAAUCUUUAAUAGCAUUAUUGGACAGUGCAGCUUUGAACUGUUGGGUAUUAAAAAAACAAUAUUUGCAUAUUCAUUUUUAUUUCAGGCAGGUCCUAGUAAGUCUCUCAGCAUUUUCCAGAUUUAUAGAUGCAUUAUUAUUCAAAUACAUUCUAUGUGAAAGGCCACUAUGCUGUAAAUGAACUAUUAAUGCAACAAUGUAUUACAGGAGUCCUAAUUAAGACAUUUAAAUAUCCUAGUCAAGUUUUGCAGAGUGGAACAUUAACACCAGCCUGAGAAGUAUGUCAUUAAAUACAUACGGUGACUUUCUUGCUCCCAAAACCAAUGGAGAUCCCACACCAGCAGCCUUGGAGAGACACUUGAUAAGCAGAUGCCCUGUUUAUGUUUCCAUGUUGUACGUAGAACUGAAUGUUACAUUAUUUUCUCUAAACAAGCAUUGAAGAACUGCUCUGUCAAAUGUAAACACUGAAGCACACAAUCAGGGUUCAUUUGUGACUCAUCUGACAUAGUUUGAUUCUGAUGCCGAUUUUGUGAACUACAUAUAAAAGGUCCAAUAGUUCCAGAUUGCUAUGGUAGCAGUUGUUUUUUAGGCCAGUGAUUCUUCUGAAAUGCACAAAAGUUCCUUAUACUACAUUAUCAUCAGUUAAAAGUCAUACUGCAUGCCCUUGUUUGACAUUUAUUGGGCCUUUCUUCUGUUUUUGUACCAUCACUGUUUUAUGACAACACUACUUCUGUAAAGCCUUUUCCUCAGGGCACUAUAUUUGUUUUGAUUUUCUUUGACAAACACAUUAUUAGACUGUGUGACUGCUGAUUUCAGCAACAUGUGCAUUUGUUUUUAUAUUUUUGAUCAGUUUCAAAUAAGAUACUUGUAUCUUCUAAAUUGGCUUUAAGGUGCAUUUCAGCUGCAAAAGUAAUUUAUUUCACAUAAUCCUCCAACUGAAGUUUAUUCUUUCGAUGAAAAUUUGUUUUUGUUUUACUUUUUAGGCAAAACUUAAAAUUUAACAAUGAGUCCAAAUCCCCAAUCAUAAAAAGUAAAAGGAGGGCAGAGGGUGUAAGUUAAGUAAGACAUUUAAAUAAGCUAGCAGAAGCGCUCUAUAAUGUUCUGAUGAUGAAUGUGAGGAUCUUUGACAUUCAUAGGAUGAAAUGUUGAGAUCUGAAACAAAUCUUAUACAUAAUUAAAAAAAUAUGUG
Molecule: messenger RNA, 4075 nt
Organism: Anoplopoma fimbria (sablefish)
Lineage: Eukaryota; Metazoa; Chordata; Actinopteri; Perciformes; Anoplopomatidae
Gene: slc33a1
Product: solute carrier family 33 member 1
Exons: 10
Coding region: 259-1878 (539 amino acids)
Cellular component (GO): membrane
Molecular function (GO): acetyl-CoA transmembrane transporter activity
Source: RefSeq, a predicted model, not a curated record